Molecule: messenger RNA, 2007 nt
Organism: Haemorhous mexicanus (house finch)
Lineage: Eukaryota; Metazoa; Chordata; Aves; Passeriformes; Fringillidae
Product: transcription activator BRG1-like
Exons: 13
Coding region: 1-2007 (668 amino acids)
Biological process (GO): positive regulation of transcription by RNA polymerase II
Cellular component (GO): nucleus
Molecular function (GO): ATP-dependent activity, acting on DNA; DNA binding; ATP binding
Source: RefSeq, a predicted model, not a curated record
AUGGCCACCCCGGAGCCCCCCCUGGGCGGGACCCCCCGGCCUGGCCCCUCCCCCGGGCCUGGCCCCUCCCCCAGCUCCAUGCUGGGCCCCUCCCCCGGCCCCUCCCCCGGCUCCGCCCACUCGGGGCACUCCGGGCACGCGCUGCCGGCCCCGGCCUACGGCCCCGACAGCAUGCACCCCCUGCACAAGAUGAAGGGAAUGGGAAUGCGCCCGGGGGGACACGCGGGAAUGGGGCCCCCCCCCAGCCCCAUGGAUCAGCAUUCCCAAGGUUACCCCUCCCCUCUGGGUGGCUCCGAGCACGCCUCCAGCCCGGUGCCCUCCAACGGCCCCUCCAGCAGCUCCGCCGGCGGCUCCGGCGCCGCCCUGGACGGUUCCGGUUCCGACUCUCCCGCCCUGGGCCGGGGCCCGUCGCCGUUCAACGCCGCCCAGCUGCACCAGCUCCGCGCUCAAAUCAUGGCCUACAAGCUGCUGGCACGAGGGCAGCCCCUUCCCGAGCACCUGCAGGUGGCCGUGCAGGGCAAACGGCCCCUGCCGGGGCUGCAGCCGCAGAUUCCCGCUCUACCUCCGCCCGCCGGCGCCGCCCAGGGCCCGGGGGCAGCGCCCGGAGCGGGGCCGGCACCGCCCGGCUACUCCAGACCUCACGGCCUGGCAGGGCCGCCCAUGCCCCCUCCAGGACCCUCAGGAGUUCCCCCAGGAAUGCCGGGCCAGCCCCCAGGGGGGCCCCCCAAACCCUGGCCCGAAGAAUUCCCUGUUCCCCCAGGGCCGCUGUCGGCGGCGGCUCCGGGCGGAGCCCCCCAGAAGCUGCUGCCCCCUCCCCCCGCCGGCCGCCCGUCGCCGGUGCCCCCGGCCGUGCCCCCGGCGUCCCCCGGGCCGCCCCCGCCCUCGCCGGGCCAGCCGGCGCCGCCGGCGCUGCCGCUGCACCCCAAGCAGAACCGCAUCACGCCGGUGCAGAAACCGCGCGGGCUCGACCCCGUCGAGAUCCUGCAGGAGCGCGAGUACAGGCUCCAAGCCCGCAUCGCCCACCGCAUCCAAGAGCUGGAGAACCUCCCCGGCUCCUUGGCCGGAGACCUGAGGACCAAAGCAACCAUCGAGCUCAAGGCUCUGAGGCUGCUCAACUUCCAGCGCCAGCUGCGGCAGGAGGUGGUGGUGUGCAUGCGGCGCGACACGGCGCUGGAGACGGCGCUCAACGCCAAGGCCUACAAGCGCAGCAAGCGGCAGUCGCUGCGCGAGGCCAGGAUCACCGAGAAGCUGGAGAAGCAGCAGAAGAUCGAGCAGGAGAGGAAGCGCCGGCAGAAGCACCAGGAAUACCUCAACAGCAUCCUGCAGCACGCCAAGGACUUCAAGGAGUACCACCGGAGCGUCAGCGGAAAGAUCCAGAAGCUGACCAAGGCCGUGGCCACCUACCACGCCAACACCGAGCGCGAGCAGAAGAAGGAGAACGAGCGCAUCGAGAAGGAGCGGAUGCGGCGGCUGAUGGCCGAGGAUGAGGAAGGCUACCGCAAGCUCAUCGACCAGAAGAAGGACAAGCGCCUGGCCUACCUGCUGCAGCAGACCGACGAGUACGUGGCCAACCUGACCGAGCUGGUGAGGCAGCACAAGGCGGCCCAGGUGGCCAAGGAGAAGAAGAAGAAGAAGAAGAAGAAGAAGGCAGAGAACGCCGAGGGACAGGCUCCGGCCAUCGGCCCCGACGGGGAGCCCCUGGACGAGACGAGCCAGAUGAGCGACCUGCCGGUGAAGGUGAUCCACGUGGAGAGCGGCAAAAUCCUGACGGGCACCGACGCGCCCAAGGCCGGGCAGCUGGAGGCCUGGCUGGAGAUGAACCCGGGGUACGAGGUGGCUCCGCGCUCCGACAGCGAGGAGAGCGGCUCCGAGGAGGAGGAGGAGGAGGAGGAGGAGGAGCAGCCGCAGCCGGCCCAGCCCGCGCUGCCCGUGGAGGAGAAGAAGAAAAUCCCCGACCCCGACAGCGACGACGUCUCGGAGGUGGACGCGCGACACAUCAUCGAGUGA